UAAAAAAAAAAUGGCAAAAAGUUUUCAAAGACUCAACCUUUGUCUCUUCCCAUUCUUCUUCCUCGCCUUCUCCUUCAUUACCAAACCAAACGAGGCAUACCCUCUGUCCACAAGCUCGAGAUGGAUCGUGGACGAGACGGGCCAGCGGGUAAAGCUCGCGUGCGCGAACUGGCCGUCGCACCUCCAGCCGGUGGUGGCGGAAGGGCUGAGCAAGAAACCGGUCGAGGAAAUAGCGGAGAAGAUAGUGGGGAUGGGUUUCAACUGCGUCAGGUUAACUUGGCCUCUUGAUCUGGCCACCAAUUUCACGUUGGCUCACAAUGUGACCGUUAGGCAAUCUUUUCAAAGCCUUGGUUUAAAUGAUGAUAUCGUUGGCUUCCAAACCCACAACCCCUCCAUCAUUGAUCUUCCCCUCAUUGAUGCUUUCAAGACGGUGGUCGAGGCAUUGGGGAACAAGGGUGUAAUGGUGGUACUAGAUAACCACAUCACCAAGCCAGGGUGGUGCUGCUCAAACGACGACGGCAAUGGCUUUUUCGGCGACCGGUUUUUCGAUCCGGCCGUUUGGAUCUCCGGUCUGACCAACAUGGCCUCUAUCUUCAACGGUGUCUCCAAUGUUGUUGGAAUGAGUUUAAGGAACGAACUCAGAGGAUCUAGACAAAACACUAACGACUGGUUCAAGUAUAUGGAACAAGGUGCUGAAGCGAUUCACUCAGCAAACCCUAACGUUCUUGUGAUUCUCUCUGGUCUAAGCUUCGACGCCGACCUCUCCUUCGUAGGAGCUCGACCCGUCAACCUAUCUUUUGCUGGAAAACUCGUUUUUGAGCUCCAUUGGUACGCUUUCAGCGACGGAAACUCGUGGGCAACAAACAAUCCUAACGAUAUUUGCGGCCGAGUUUUGAAUCGUAUAAACAAAGGAGGUGGUUUUCUUCUCAACAAAGGAUUUCCGUUGUUCUUUAGCGAGUUCGGGAUAGAUGAGAGAGGUGGUAACGCUAACGAUAACCGGUAUUUCGGGUGUUUCUUGGGUUGGGCCGCCGAGAACGACGUCGACUGGGCACUCUGGACGCUCACCGGAAGCUAUUACAUCAGACAAGGUGUGGUCGGAAUGAUCGAGUAUUAUGGUGCGUUGGAUUCGGACUGGAAUGAUGUUCGGAAUUCGAGUUUCUUGCAAAGGUUAUCUUUGCUUCAAUCUCAACUUCAAGGACCGGGCCCUCGAACCGAUUUCUACGAUCUGAUUUUUCACCCCUUAACCGGACUCUGCGUGGUACAAUCUGAAUUGGACCCAACACUGCUAACAUUAGGUCCAUGCAAGGAAUCAGAGCCAUGGAGUUACACUUCAAAGAACAAUCUGAAAAUCCAAGGCAUGCCCUUUUGCAUCCAAAGUACGGGAACACAGAAACCAGUUCGACUCGGUCUGAGUUGCUGGAGCCCUAACUCGAAAUGGCAAACCAUCUCAGCUUCCAAAAUGCACUUGGCUUCAACCACAAGUAACAAGACCUCGUCUCUAUGCCUUGACGUGGACACUAACAGCAACGUUGUAGCGAAUCCUUGCAAGUGUUUGAGCAAAGACAGCUCGUGUGAACCGAUGAGCCAAUGGUUCAAGAUUGUCCGAGCCACGACAGGGUUGAAGGGUUCAAGAUUGUGCAAUCAUGUUACAACACCAAAGGAAUUGUUACCGUACAAUUCGGAUCUGUUGUAAAGCUAAUUCUUUUGUCCAAAAGGGUAUUUAUGAAUAAAUCAAAACUCCAAAGUCCUCGUUGAUUUCAGAGGACAAUUUCAGUUCA
Tarenaya hassleriana is the source of this 1778-nucleotide messenger RNA. RefSeq lists its product as uncharacterized. Gene Ontology annotation, molecular function: hydrolase activity, hydrolyzing O-glycosyl compounds. Lineage: Eukaryota; Viridiplantae; Streptophyta; Magnoliopsida; Brassicales; Cleomaceae. The record is from RefSeq and is a predicted model, not a curated record. The transcript has 4 exons. The coding region runs from base 11 to 1693 and encodes 560 amino acids.